GGCACGUUACGAUCGGGGAGGAGUGAGAGGAAAUGCGCUAUCAAGUAGGCGCGCUGACACACAGUCACGCAGCACAUUGCGUUCCUGCAAAGAGAUGACGUCGAGUUCAUAACCAAGCGCCGUCGAUCUACGUAGCUUGCGGCUUCGUUAUGUUGAAGUUCAACGAUCAUGUGCGGGAUUUCGUUAAAGAUGUCAACACAUUCCUGAGCGUAGAUUUGCACAAUGAGACGCUGUCGCCAGCCGCGUCGUCGGCGAAAACGGAACUUCAGCAGAAACUGCAGCGGCUGUGUCAGGAGUAUCCGCGCCUCCUGCUAUCCCUCGACAUUACGUGCGCCGAGCAAAUGCAAGGAUGGAAGCUUCCUCGCCCCCUGUCCAGCCCGCACCCUUACAUCGACAUGCAGGUUGGAGGUGUGCUGGCUGCGCCGCGGGAUGUUCCAGUGGAGAAGUCGUCCAACGCUGACGAUUCAAGCAACGAUUACGUUUACUCCGAGGCUGUACUGACGGACGACGCCCCAGGGGAAGUCGCUGAACCAGCAGGUGCAAAAACAUCGAAAUCGGGUCUAUCGAGGACGUCAUCAGAGCUUGAAGAACUGGCUGAGGAUGGCCCCCUUAUUGACAUUCCAGCAAGUGAGAUGUCCAAGGCUGACAAGACAGGGUUCCUUGAGAAAAAAGGAAAAGAGAGACUGGGAGGCCUGCUUAGCCCAUUUCAAAAGCGCUGGUGUGCUGUUCGUGAUGGCUACCUCUUUCUGUACGAGAAGCCAACUGAUAAGCGUCAAAAGGGGCAGAUAGCACUGGACAUGUAUGAGGCACGGCCUUUUGUGUACGCCUCCAAAGAUGCUUCCAAGAAGGACGCUGCCUUUGAAAUCGUCUGUCCUGGGAAGAAAACUUAUCAGUUCAUCGCUUUCAACAUGAAAGACAUGAAGCAGUGGAUUUCAGCCAUUGAAAAGAACAGCCAAAUUUCUUCACCCAUCUCAUCUGGUGAUUUGCCCCAAGAAAAUCCUGCGGAUGUGCAACAGCCAGCUACCCAGCCACCUGCACGCAAGUUGUCUUUGCCGAACCCUCGUCAGGAGCUUCCACGUGUGCCACCUGCACCAAUCUCGUCUGAAGCAGACAGAGAGCUUGAGUAUGAGUACGUCGAACGCCCGCCAACCAUACCUGCUCCGCCAGAAGAAGAAGAGCCUCUUUAUGAAGACGGAGAAAGCUAUUUCUCGGACGACACGAAGACAAGCAGCCAGACAGAUGAGGAAGUGACAAGCGACUACGAAAGCUGGUACCAGGCUAUCUGGGAUUGCCACGCCGGACAACCUGAUGAACUUUCCUUUAAACGUGGUGACUUGCUAAAAGUUGUCAGCAAAGAGUAUGAUGAACACUCUUGGUGGGUCGCCCAGCCACGUGGCAACAAGGGAUCUGUGGGCUUUGUGCCAAAGACAUAUCUCAUGGCAGCCUAUGAGAAAGUGCAGUGAUGUUCUCAUAGAUGAUCAGGCUGUAUUUUCAUCACAUUUGUUGGGAUGCUGAAGUGAGUGUGAAGUGUGAUGUGUGACGAGAAUGACUUUACAUGCUUUUUCUAUGCACAGAGUAGUAAUAGCGAUUGUCAUAGAAAUAAAAAGAUUAACCAAGUUUUACAUAGUGGUAAUAAGAGUGAUCAGAUCCAUUAGAAUCAAAUUAUCAGUAACGAAUAAAACUUAGUGUUCGAGCUUUCUUUUUUUUUGCUAGCUGUGGGUGUGAUUGCCUUACCUUCUCUAUUGAUUUAUUUCGCGUGCCUUCAAUCGUUACAUCAUUAAAGAGAGGAGUGUGGUACAUGCUUAAAACAAUAGCAAGGGUUAUUAUAAAGUUAUAUAAUGCUAGCAAUGAGUCACUAGACAUAAUCAUUGAAUAAAAUGAUUGCAAGAAUACUUGGAAAUAAAUGGAGUGGCAUACACAAUGAGGAUCAGAAUAAAAAAACCAGAAAAUGUUUAUUUGUAAGAAAAGAACAGUGGGGCCACAUGGUAUUGUAACAACUGACUUGAAAAUAACAAAGUUCCUUAAGUGUUCAAAUGUAACAAUAUCGGUUGGAAUGUUGUUCUAGUUGUUCAUCAUAAGUAGAAUAAAUAAUGUGUCCGUAUGACAAAAGAUGCAUACUUUACGACAGUAACUAAGUUGCGAUGACAUAAGCAGGUGCUAAAAUGAACUCGCUGCAAUGAUAUGGUCAAAGGAUAUAGUCUUGGAGAGGUACGGAGAGCAACCAACCAGUGUGGAAAGACAACAUUUGAGAAUUUCUUGAAUGUGAAUAUGCGGUAACGUUUUAGUGACAGAGCUUUAGUGACAGAGUGCCACCAGGGAGAGGGCCUGGAACACUAGCCCAACGCCUAUAGUAGGACAAUUGAUUAGAUGUACUCAAAUCACCCGUAACUGGAAAGAAUGUUUCAGCUCACUGUAAGGAGGAGUAACAUGCAAUUGAUGCAUUACAGCCCGAUUCAUGAAAAAAAAAAAAGAACUUAAAAUACCCAUGUUUCUUUUCCAUCGGGCUAUGGUCUGCUAUGGUGGAUAGCUCUGGUAGUGUAGCUAAAGCCCCUUGCUUCAUUGUGGCCCUGGCGACAGUUCGGCUACAGAGCGAAUAAGUUGUGUGCAUGUCUUCGUUUGCAAGCUGUUCUAGUAGGACGGCGGUCAUAAAUACGCCAAUGAUGUGCUGACUUACGAAGCAGGAUUUUAUAGCAUGAAAGGUUUCUGAAAGAACGUUAUUUUAAACAACACUUGUUGUUUACAAAACUUAUUACUUGCCUUUCACAUACCCUUCUAGCAAGAGUCAUUCGUUUCCUCAGACAAAGAAUUUUCAACUGUUCUUUUCCAUUUAAUGGCCUGUAAACUAGCUCAGACUUAUUUUUUCAUUAUACCUCCUAGGGGUGUAAAAAAAAUUAUAUGGCAGUCAUAUUUUGGGACUUCAUUUUGUGUUCUAUAUAUAUAAAAAUAUUGUGCUUCAAUGUGAAUUUGUUGUGGGUGUUAAUUUAACUUAAAUGGUAAGCCUAUGAAUACCAUUUAAACACAUCAUAUUUCUUGGUUAUAUCAAUGUGCUGUCCAAUUGUAAAAGUUUCAUUGUGGGUUUUGUUAGGACCAAAAAAGUAAGGUUAUAGCCUUUGAAAAUGUUUCAUUUUUCAAUUUUUAACAUUCGUCCAAUUCGAAUAAAAUUCAUUGUUGGUUUUAGUUUGACUAAAAAGGUCAGAGGCCUUUGGAAAUCUUGCAUUUUUGGAUAUUUGGAUGCUUUGUCCAGUUUUAAUAAAAUUCGUUGUAGGUUUACGCCUGUAUACUGUAAACAUCCAGACAUGUAUGCUGUAUUUUGCAAACCUUUUUUUUUCUUUUGUUUGCUUACCAUUGAUAAUAAUGAUCAUGUUAUUGAUGCUUUUACCCCAACCUCUUGAGUAAUACCCUGAAAAGGGUCUUUUAGUGUAAAUAAAUGAUGUUGAUAUGACCAAAAA
Molecule: messenger RNA, 3449 nt
Organism: Rhipicephalus microplus (southern cattle tick)
Lineage: Eukaryota; Metazoa; Arthropoda; Arachnida; Ixodida; Ixodidae
Product: src kinase-associated phosphoprotein 2
Cellular component (GO): plasma membrane; cytoplasm
Molecular function (GO): protein binding
Source: RefSeq, a predicted model, not a curated record